Molecule: messenger RNA, 3403 nt
Organism: Cygnus atratus (black swan)
Lineage: Eukaryota; Metazoa; Chordata; Aves; Anseriformes; Anatidae
Gene: LIN52
Product: lin-52 DREAM MuvB core complex component
Exons: 6
Coding region: 38-376 (112 amino acids)
Biological process (GO): regulation of DNA-templated transcription
Cellular component (GO): DRM complex
Source: RefSeq, a predicted model, not a curated record
CCCUCCCCUCCCGGCCGUGCUCACGUGACGCGGCAAGAUGGCGGCUGCCGCGGACGGCGCCGACUUGGAGGCCUCGCUGCUGAGCUUCGAGAAGCUGGACCGGGCCUCCCCGGACCUGUGGCCCGAGCAGCUGCCGGGAGUCGCCGAGUUCGCCGCCUCCUUCAAAAGCCCUAUUACAAGUUCUCCUCCCAAAUGGAUGGCUGAGCUGGAAAAUGACGAUAUAGAUAUGUUAAAGGAGCUGGGGAGCCUCACUACAGCUAACCUGAUGGAGAAGGUUCGUGGCCUGCAGAACUUGGCUUACCAGCUGGGGUUGGAUGAAUCUAGAGAAAUGACUCGAGGGAAAUUCCUGAACAUCCUAGAGAAGCCCAAAAAGUAGCUGCAACAUCUGGAGUUGGGACAGAAAAAAUACCCCGACUGGAUCCUUUUACACACUGCGGAUCCAGAUGGACCCCAGAACUUCUAAAGAGAAGUACAAAGCUCUUGCUCCAGACCUUCAGAAGCUAACACCUCUUGCUUCCACAGCUCAUCUCUUUGCAGGGGAGACGCACUGGACACACAGGUCACAAGGACUGCGAUUGAUUGCCUUGGAAUUCAAACUUUAUCCGACCUCAAGAUACCCAACGGGAGGAUUCGACCCUGAUGUGGGAUGGCAAAGUGAACAGCCGUCGUGUCCUUAUUCUGUUGUUCUUGGCGGCAGCACCUGUUUGAAGUACUCAACAGCUCUCUGACACAGGCCAGUGUGCAUCGUGGUGCAUUGGCCUUCUUGUGUCUGUUGUCUUACAUGCAUUGCUUUCCUACGUGCAAUUUCUGUGCUGAAUGACUUGAGCAGAGUUUGGGGUGUAGAUUGAUAGCGUGGGUUCUGCAGGAUUACAUGUUUUUAGUGUAGAAGGCCGGUGUAGUCUGUGCAUUAGAUUCCAGUUGCUCACUGCCUUCAGAGGAGCGUGCCUGGUACACCGAGGAGGAUCUUCAGUACGUUGGUCCAUGCACUUCACAUGGCUUGUAUCAAGCGUCGUGUGUACCAGGAGCUGCAUCUCAGUGCUAAAUGGUUUUCUAGUGAAAUCUAGACUGACGGACUGCAGAGAGUAAGAGGUGUUACUGUACCAUGAAGGAAAAUGUCCCUCGAGAAACUUGAGCCUAUACAGGAAGAAACAGCUUUGUCAGUACCCCUGCAAUUCUCAGUUUGCUUCUUACAAAGCCAGAAACUGAGGGAAGUUACAAAGUUGAAAGGCAGUAACGUUUUCAGUAUUCCAGGAAGGGAAACAGGCGUAUUAGCCCCAUUGCAAGGAUAUUCUACUCAAACGGAGUCUUCACACUUCUGAAAGUAAUCUUUCUUGAUAUUUUCAUUACUUAGAAAAGAGCAAUCUCAAAACUUGCUUCACCUGCAAAAAUAAUAUUUUAAAGAGAAUUUUCUGUGACCUGGUCUCUUUCAGCACACAAUCUUGGACUUUAUUUGUCCUAUAGUUUAAUGUAUUUUCUUUCUGUUAAUGCACUUCUGCAUGUUCAUUCCUGAGAAGUGGUAAAGAGCAUGCUGAGAUUUUAUUUUAUUUAAGAGAAUAACUUUUUUCAUUUCAUCCUGUUUCCUUUUCCUAGGAAACUGCAUUUUAAGCAUUAAAAAAUAUGUUCCUCUUUCUAGGGUAAGACAUAAUAUUGAAACGUUGGAUAAAGAGCAGUUUUUUCCCCAUUUAGAAAUGUUAUUUUUAGCAUACAGGCUUUUCAAAAUCUGACAUUUCCCAGACUGUAGUCACAUGUGAGAGGAGAAAUGACUUGGAAAUAGUACUUGUGCCUCAUCAUUAACAGAAUGUCCUUAGAGCAUUGCAAAUUUCUGUCUUUGCAGAGAGAGGAGACUGUUUUCAGGUGCAUGUGCAAUAAAGAGGGGGAGAUUUUUAAUCAAAUAGACUACUCUGAAUUUUUACUAAGAUGAUUGUGGCCAUUUGCUUUGCAGUCUGUGGCCUUGGUGAUUAUCAGCGAGAGAGAGACUCAUUUUGGACAGCUCCUGUUAACUAUGUUUAAGCAGUUAAAUUCCAAAUCCCAGAAGACCAUACAGAAAUACUGAAUAUUUAGGUGUGUCAGGAGUGUGAUUUUAAACUUACUGGAUUUAUUUCUAUACUUCUGUUUGUGCAGGGCUGAGCUUAACAGGACCUCCAUCCCUUGAGACCAUGAGAGAUAAGUUGAAUGUGAAGAGAACCUAAAAGUGCUAAUUCAGAGAUAGAGGAAAACUAUUGAUGCAAACCAAUGUUGAUGUAGCUUUAAGUAUUAAAUUAUACAUUUUGAAAGCAAUUUUAAGCUUGUAUACUAUAUAUAUAAUAUAUAUAUACACACGUGAAAUAAUGGGAUACUUGGUCUGUAUCACUAAUAUGAGUUCAUUUUAUAGAGGUUUGAUGAUCCAACACAUUAAGAAACUGAGAUCUGAAAGGAGGAGGAAUAUAAGAGAAGAUAAAGCUUGGCAUGGAAGUAUAUGUAUAUUUUCUGAUACGUUCAGCAAAGAAUUUCAAACUUUAAGUAGUUUUUGGUAACAUACACAUAGUGUGAAAGCAAACAAACAAAAAAACCUUUACCAUACAGUACUUAUCCUCUAUAGGGCAGCAAAUAAUAUAUGCUUUAGAAUUGGUAUUUAUUGGCUUUGUACUUGUCAUCCGUUAAGAUGAGUCAGUGCUGUAUUUCUUUAUUGGUAAUAUUUAUAUGUAUUUUUGUGUGUUAGCUGGAGAAUUGUAAUCUGUCUGUUACUGCUCUGGGGUCUGAUAGUAAACAAAUGUAAAGCUCAAAGAGUAGUCUGGGUUUCCAGAAGGGCCCCCUGAGAUGCAGAAUCUGUUGCUUAGUCACUUAGGCAAUACUCAUCCAUAGGCUCUUCUUCACUAUUAAGAUGUGUAAUAAGGAACACUUUGCAUAUCACCACCUCAGUUUUCAGCCUGUGAAUAUUUCAUUCCCAUCAGUAAAUGAAUAGAUGGCAAUAUCCAAAUGGCACUAAAGAUUUUCAUGCCCUCUUGACCUCUUCCCUUUUUUUCUUCAGUGAUGUCCUUCCCAACAUCACUGCAGUCUCUGUCUAUACAAAAAAAUCUGGGUGACUUUCUAGUGCUGAUAAAGUUAGAUAUUUUGAAACAACAAGAAGUUUUGAUAAAUGAUGUGAACGAAGAGUAUAAUAAGAUCAAAAUUUGGUAAUACUGUUUGAGCUUGUGCAUUGCUUUAUAAAGUGUUUUUGUGUAUUGGUAUGUUAAAUGUUGUUGUCAGGCUCUUGGAAAUAAACCCAAUGUUUUUAGUUCCUAUUAAAUGCCAGUGUUGUAUUAAAUGCUUAGUUGUAAAGGCUGUUCAGUUUUGGAGUACCAAAUGCUUUGCUGUUUAAUCCAACUGAGAAUAAAUUCUUGUUCUAUUAAUCAUUAUCAAAAUAAAAGUCUAACUGCACUGGCAA